UCGCUGGCUCCAGAGAUUUUUAAAUUGGACUCUAAGAAAACACCAAUGCAAACGCGACAAUCACGACAGGAUGACACUAAUGAGUAUGAAACUAAAGUUCAAAGCAUUACAUAUCGUAAGGAAAAAGCCCAGGAAGUCUUCAGCUCCACACCAGUCACUACUUCUACACCUGCCAUCACUUCUAUACAGGCUAUCACUUCUAUGCCAAUAGCCAUUUCCUCUAAACACUGCAAAUCUGCAGCAGCCGUUCCUGCACUCUCAUCCACCACUAUGCCAUCUGUUGCCACAUCAUCUGCUUCUACAUUGUCUGCUUCUACAUCAUCAGCUGUUAGAUCGUCUUCUGCUGCAUCAGUUACUACUAUGUCUAAGCUCAAAUCCAAACCCACAUCCUCUCAUCACCCAUUUUUUAAAGAGAAUGUGACAAUUUAUGAGGCAGCUGGUUGGCUGUCUGAACUGGAGCAGACUUCACUGCUCGAGCUGGCAACAAGGAGGAAAGGAAUAUUCUCGAAGGCUGGGAGGGUGUUUAGUGACUUUAGGGAUAAGUUUAACAAGGCAUUGAGAACGUUGGUAAAAAAUUAUAAUAAUCUGGCUGAGGAGGUGGAGGUAUCUGAGUUUAUUGAUGAUAAUGUGUGGCAGUUAGUGCUGUCCUCACACCUGGAUGCCACAAAGAAAAUGGAGCUUAUGGACGACCACCACAUAUUGUUCAAACUAAGGGAGUUUGUUCAAGCAGCAUUUGCAAUUCACCUUCAUGGUGAAAGUGAUGCUUCCUUGGCAGUGAAGGGGCUGGAUUAUAUUACUAUCAAUUUAAAAAUCCCAACACAAUUGAAUAUAGUAAGCGAGAUGGAU
Messenger RNA from Paraglomus brasilianum, 846 nucleotides. The record is from the annotation of a GenBank genome assembly. Lineage: Eukaryota; Fungi; Glomeromycota; Glomeromycetes; Paraglomerales; Paraglomeraceae.